This is a messenger RNA of Trichoplax adhaerens, 249 nucleotides long. RefSeq lists its product as uncharacterized. The transcript has 3 exons. Bases 1 to 249 code for a protein of 82 amino acids. The record is from RefSeq and is a predicted model, not a curated record. Gene Ontology annotation, cellular component: endoplasmic reticulum membrane. NCBI's taxonomy places the organism in Eukaryota, Metazoa, Placozoa, Uniplacotomia, Trichoplacea, Trichoplacidae. Gene Ontology annotation, biological process: protein insertion into ER membrane. Gene Ontology annotation, molecular function: protein folding chaperone.
AUGAGUCCUUUCGAAGAUCCAUUACCUGAUUAUAUGAACUUAUUGGGCAUGAUUUUUAGUAUGUGUGGCCUUAUGUUAAAGAUGAAAUGGGCUGCCUGGGCUUCCAUCUACUGUGCUUUCAUAAGCUUUGCCAAUGCUCGAGCGUCAGAUGAUGCUAAACAAUUGUUUAGUAGCUUCCUGUUAUCUGUUUCAUCUGUGGUAAUGUCUUAUCUACAGAAUCCUCAGCCAAUGGGCAAUUUAUUUACCUAA